AUGGUAAAAUUGUUUGGAAAAUCGAAGAAAAAGGAGGAAUCUCCUCAAUCCAUUGAUAUUGCAUUCCAAAGUAUUUUGGAUGAAAUUGGUGUUGUUGAAACAGAAAAAAAACAUUUAAUGGCAACAAUGGAUACAGUUAGAAAACAACAAUUAAUUCAAUCAUAUUCAAGUAAAAAAUUUUCAAAGAAUGAAUUUGGGAAUAAAUCAAAAAAGAAAUCAAUUAUAACUCAAUCACCACAUUACUUUGUAGAUUGUUUAAAAAAUGACCCAUCUAAAGAAGUAUUGACAUCAUUACGUGUUCGUUUGGGUAAUCAACCACUAAAAUGGUUGAAAGAAUUUUUAUCAUUAGAUGGUGUAUCAUUAUUAAUUAAAGUUUUAAUUUUAAAUGAAAUUAAACAAGUUAAAAAUCAAGAAGAUAUUUAUAAAAUUGCACAAUGUUUACAUUCAUUAAAAUUAAUAAUGAAUACAAAAUUUGGAUUAGAAUCAGUUAUAAAACAACCAACUAAUAUACAUUCAAUUUCAUUGGUUAUGGAUACACCACAUUUGAAGACUAGAAUCAUGGUUAUAGAAUUAUUGGCAGCAUUAUGUGUUGUAAAUUCCAAAGGUUUACCAUUGGUAUUGAGUGCAAUGGAUAACUAUAGAGAAGUAAAGAGAGAGAAGAAACCAUUCAUUCAUCUUUUUCAAGGUUUAAAGAAUCCUUCUGGUUCAUUACAAGCUACUACAUUUGCAUUGAUUAAUACAUUGAUUAGUAGUAGUCAAAGUGUUGAAGAGAGACAAAAGAUUAGAAAUCAAUUUAAAAAGUUGGGUAUUACAAAGGUGAUUGAGGAAUUGGAGCCAGAAUAUGCAAAUAAUCCAGAUUUGGCAACACAAAAAGAUCUAUACGAACAGGAAUGUAGAUGGGAUGAACAAGAACAAAUUGAAAAUGCACGUGGUGAUAUCUCUGAUGAAAACCCUGAAGCAUUGGUAAAGGCAAUCCUUGAUAGAACUGCUGGUGGUCCAUUGUAUUCUUCAUUCACUUCAAUCUUAAGAUUAUUGGCAAAUUCAAUCACUGAUCAAACAAAGGAUCAGUCAUUGUCAAACUAUUUAUUCGUAGAGAAGGUCAUUGGUAAAAUGAAUAAUGGUGAAUCUUAUCUCGAUGAUAUUGGUACAUUUUUUGGUGGAGGUGGUGGUGGUGAUGGUAGUUUAGAUAUCGCUCAUGUAUCUGGAGAGAAAGCAGUACUCAUUCAAAAGGAGAUUGAAGAUUUAAAGAAACAAAAAAAGAGAGAUCAAGAUAAAUUGGCAGAGAAAGAUAAACUCUUAACUAAAUUGGCAAAGAGAAUGAGAAAGAUGGAAGAGGCAAUUAAAUUAGGUAAAGGUUUAGAAUAUUUAAAUAAUCAAAUUGAAAUUGAAUCACCACCCGAUUCAUCUACAAGUACACCACAAGAAACAACACCUGGUGGCACCAAAGUACCUUUGAAAACUUCACCAGUUACAAAGGCUGAUCUUAAACAUAAACUUUCAACAUUUACAACUGCUAAAGCUCCAAAUGGUGUAAGUGAUUUCCUUAGCGGUCUUGAUACCACUAAUCAACAAGGAAGUACGGAUGCAUCUCAAACUGAAGCUGGUAGUGGCGACGGUAUACCUUUACCACCGGGAGCACCUCCCCCACCUCCACCACCAGGUGGUAAAUUAGCACCAUCAACACCACAACUAUGUUCACGUCCACCAUCAAUUAAAAUGAAAUCAUAUCAAUGGACACGUUAUCGUACUAGAAACGUUACCAAUACAUUCUGGAAGAAUGUUAAUCUCACAAAGUAUAAUGACUGUUUACCACAUGAACAAAUUGAAGGUUUAUUUGGUGCAGCCAUAUUUGAAAAGAAAGAAAAGGAAUUGAAAAAAGGAUCAGAGGUAACUGUUAUUGAUACAAAGAGAGCUCAAAACAUUGGUAUUCUCUUAUCAAGAUUUAAAAAUGUUACUCAUGAUGCAAUCUAUGAUGCAAUCUAUAGUUUGGAUGAGUCAAUAUUGGAUCUUGAAACCAUUAAUCAAUUCAUAAAGUAUAUUCCAUCAAAGGAAGAAAUUGAUUGUAUCAUUGCAUUUAAACAACAACAAGAACAACUACCAGAGGAAGAGAGAAUGAAAUUGGGUAAAUCUGAAAUUUUCAUUGAUAAAAUCUCUACCAUUCCAAGAUUAGAACAAAGAAUUCAAGCAUUACAUUUCAAAUUGAAUUUCCCUGAUAAAUUAUAUCAUGCAAAACCAGACAUUAGAAAAUUCAAUGAGGCAUUUGUUCAACUUCAAAAUAAUAAUAUAUUUGCAAUUAUGGAGUUAAUUCUUUCCAUUGGUAAUUUCAUUAAUUUUGGUACAAAUCGUGGUAAUGCAAGUGGUUUCAAAAUAGAUUCAAUCAAUAAAAUGGCUGAUACAAAAUCAAAUAUUCGUGAAAAGUAUACACUAGUUCAUUAUCUCAUUGAGUUAUUAGAAAGUACUCAACCAGAAUUAUUAAAAGUUUUCGAUGAAAUUCCAUCAGUUGUUGAUGCUGCUACUCUUUCAUUUAAUCAAUCAUCUUCUGAAAUUAAAUUAUUAAGAGCUGGUUUAAUUAAAUUAGAAAAAGAAAUUUUUGUUAGACAACCAAAAUCAGUUGAACCAAAACCAGAUGAUGAAACUAUUAAUAAUAAUGGUGAAGAUGAUAUAAAUAAUACCUCUAGUGAUGAAAAAACUGAAGGUCAACAACAAAGACAAGGAGAAGAAGAAGAAAAUGAUGAAAGUGAAUCAACUGGUAAUAGUUUUGCUGAUAGUUUAAAGAAAAAGAAAUCUCAAGUUAAUACAAAUUCAACAUCAGAUUCAAAACAAUCAUUAGAACCACUUAAAGAUGAUGAUCCAUUAAAAUUGAAAUUGUCAGAAUUUUUAUUAGCAUCAAAGACAGAAUUGGAUGAUACUGAAACUUUGAUAGCAGAGACAGAGGUUCUCUUUAAAUCGAUUUGUAAAUUCUUUGGUGAGGAUAGUACAAAAAUUCAACCAGAAGAAUUUUUAGCAAUCUUUAAAAAGUUUAAUGAUAAAUUUAUAAUGUCUAAAAAGGAUUUGGAAAUUGAAAAAUCCAUUAAAGAUAAAUCAACUCAAAGAAAGAAUGAAAAGGAGAGAAAAGAAAUGGAGAUUAAAAAAUCGAAAUUGGAAAUGAUUCAUUCGAAAUUAAAGAAAAUUGGUUCACCUUCAUCCUCCAAUAGAAUUCUUGCUAGUAAUGAAUCAUCACCAACCUCUUCCACAAGUUCAGUGGUUCAUCAACAUGAUGAUGAAGAUGAAGAAACUAUCAAAGAGUAUAUCAAUAAUCCAAGUCCAUCUCAACAAUCAAAUUCUUCAGAGGAAGAAGGAAUGAUGGAUGAUUUAUUGAAUUUAAUUCGUGAUGGUAAUUUCAGAGAAUUGAGAAGGAUGAAUCUUCAACAAAAGAAACCAGUUAGAACUAAAAGAGUAAUUGCUAAACAACCAACUCGUCCACAAGCUUUAGAUACACCUUCUUCAACAUAUUCUUCAAUCUCAUCUAUAUAUGAUGCUGAACCUCUUGAUAUGAGUGAUCAAGAAGAUGAAGAUGAAGAAGAAGAAGAAGAUGAAGAGGAGGAAGAAGAAGAAGAGGAAGGAGAUGACGAUAAUGAUAACGAUGAAGAAGAAGGUGAAAACUAA
Dictyostelium discoideum AX4 is the source of this 3645-nucleotide messenger RNA. It is a transcript of the gene forD, whose product is annotated as actin binding protein. The coding region runs from base 1 to 3645 and encodes 1214 amino acids. Gene Ontology annotation, molecular function: small GTPase binding; actin binding. The record is from RefSeq and is a predicted model, not a curated record. Gene Ontology annotation, biological process: actin cytoskeleton organization; actin nucleation. The transcript is spliced from 4 exons. Lineage: Eukaryota; Evosea; Eumycetozoa; Dictyosteliales; Dictyosteliaceae.